AUGUCGAAACCAUCAACAUCGAAUGCCCAACCAGAAGAAAGCGAAGAACCGAGUCCAAUUGAUCGGGUUUGUAUAGAUUUUUUGUUUUUUUCUAUUUUUUUCUGAAUUUUUAGCGUCUUACUGAAGGAAGAAGUUAUAAUGAUGGAAACUGGAGCAGCCAAGAAUUGAAACUUUUAUUUGAUGCGAUUGCCAAAUAUGGAACAGAGCCAAAAUCGUUGGCAUAUAUUGCACAAAGUUGUAUUAAAGCAAGAAGUUUCGAUGAAAUCACUGUGAAAGUAAUUGAAAUUCGCGAACUUAUUGCUGAAAAUCGCGAUGAUUGUCGAGAUUAUCACAAGAAAAUAUGGGAGGAAAAAGGAUAUCGCAAAAUUCUUGAAAAUUUGAAGAUUGAUGAGAAGGUAUUUAGUUUUUUAGGCCAAUCUUCCAAAAUUCAUCAUAUUGUUUUUCAGGCAUGGAUUAAUGCAAUCGAUGAAAUUGAUAGAAAUACACACAUUUCUUUAAACAAAUAUAAAAAUCCAGUUCGUAAUCAAAUUCAACAAAUUUUCAAAGAUGCUGAAAAAUCAGCCGAUAUAGAAAAGGAUGUGAAAGUGACUGACUUGAAAUUGGCAAGAAUUUCAGAAGAAAGUAGAGAAGAUAUUCGAUGGGAUAUAAUAUACCGUUUUAUAAAUUCGUGUGUUAUGAUGGACCAAAAUCUUCCCGCUUUGAAUGAAUUAGGUUUGAUGUUUUUAAUAUUUAAAACAAUUUUAAAUAUUAAAAAAACAGUUUUAGUUUCAAUAAAUAAAUUCUAAAUAUUUUCAGAAUCAUCCAUCGUUUUAUCUGUUCUUCAAGGAAUUGAAGAUGAAGCAUCAAGUGUGAGUUUCUAAUUUUUCUUGAUGAAUAAAUAAUUUGUUCAACAUUUUUUCAGAUUUCGGACGAAGAAAAAGCUAUAAUCUGUGGAAUGUUAUCUGAUGUUCAAACAAAUGAUUUCCGUGGUUUCGAACCAGAUUGUCCUUGUAAUCAAACAUCUUCAGUUCAAGCACUCGUUGAUCCUUUGCGUGUUCGUUUAUUUGGAAUACCUGAAAUUGGAGCCGAACCGAUGAUUCCAGAAGAGAAAAAGUAA
This is a messenger RNA of Caenorhabditis angaria, 1096 nucleotides long. The record is from the annotation of a GenBank genome assembly. NCBI's taxonomy places the organism in Eukaryota, Metazoa, Nematoda, Chromadorea, Rhabditida, Rhabditidae.